GUGGCGUUCUUCCCGUUGAUAAUCGCGUCCGAUUCUCCGUUCGGAGCCGCUCGAUUGCCAGUCGCACCGGUCGUCGCGCGCGCACACCGUCUCAGCCUGUCUCACUCGCUCGCGCAUCACCGCCGCCGCCGCCGCCGCAACCGCCACCGAUACAGCUGUGCGUCGUCUAUACCGCGGUUCCGUCCGUGUGCGUCGCGCCGCCCGUCUCGAUCGCCACCAAACAGACGUAUAAUAAACAAUAACAACACAACAGCUACGACGAGUGACAGUAGUCACAACCACGACAAUUCGCUACGUCUCACUGCGAGCGCAAUGCGUUGAGACUGCCAUCCGACUAACGGCUACGCCCGAUCGGACACCACAACAUACCGAGCUACACUCGAGAGACGGACCACACGGUAAUACCACAUUACGUGUAAUACUGCAGGUAUUACCUGCAAUACCUGCAGUGUAGUGUCGUGCCGGGAAACUGUGGUCGCGGACACGCCACUGACGGCGAGCGAUCAACCGACCGCGGGCAGAAGAGCGAUACUGUGCCGGUCAUCCACACGUGCCGUAGUCGUCGCCGGUGAUAAUGGGCAAGAAGGGCAAAAAGACUAGAUGGCGGGAGCUGCCCAUCACCCUGGCAGACAAACCGUAUGCAUCUGUCGAACAACCGACCGGCCGUCACGCGACGGACCAGAAACCGGCGAAUUUUGCCGCGGCGGCAGGCCGACGAAGUCAUCACACUCAACACCAAACGUACCAACAGCAUCAAUUGCCGAACCGAAAUAAUUCAACGGGUGUUAGUYCACAGAAUAAUCACGUGGAAUCUUCAACCGUCACAUUUAACGAGGACGAAUACACAAAGAUAACAACUCCUAGACAAGACGUGUUGUUCAAAAAAGGCUACUUGGGAAGACGCAAACACAGUAGUGUACCAGUCAUUACUGAAGUUUUAAAUGAAAAUGAAGAUGGCGAUAUCAACCCUUUCGAAGAGUUUUGUGCUCACAGUGAAUAUAUUGACCCAUCUAUGAUGUACCUUCWUACUAGCGGCGGAUUCGAGAUCUAUGAUCCGUACACCGGUACCGUGACUCCGCUGAUGGGGCCACCACCGGGUCACUAUCCACCAGUCUUACAUCCUAGUAUGCUGGCGGCGAUGUCGUAUCAGCCGAUGCCGAUGCAACCCGUCGACUGGUACAACCAUGCGAACGUGACUUCCGACUGGAUGUCCGGAGGUGCAGUUUACCAACCGAAUAACAGACACCACAAGAGAUCAACGACUGCCGACGUUCAGCAGAACGGCAGUGCUCAGAGUUCAGAAUUAGGCAUCGGUGGUGGUGCUCAAGAAUCGAGUCUGGACGAUCAGCAGAGUUUAUAUCAGUCACCGCAGCCGUAUAAUAUGUAYCCCGGAUAUGUAUUUGGCACUCAUAUGUACAAUUAUAAUGGUGUAAGCAUUCAAGUUCCACAACCACAAUCUCCUCCAUCACCUUCAAUCAGUUGUGAUUUCACCAACGGAAAACGACGUAAGAAAAAGAAGCGUAGAAAGCGUGGUGAUGUAACAGCAGAUGAAUAUUCCGACUCUAGUUCGGAAGAACAAAAAAGUCAAUCUGGUGCUAGUUGUGACCUCGUGCUGGACUCAGAAAAGACUUCUGAUUCUGGUGUGUUGACAAACAAUAGUGGUGGUUCGACUCCUGUUAAUGUCAUACCCGUCCAGUUGUCCCACAGCGCGCCACCAUUUCAUAUGGAAUGUCCACCGCCAUUCGAAAUACUACACGGAACACCGAUCCUCGUUCACCAUCAUCCAGAUCAAAUGGCUGCAUAUUACCAACCGAUACCACAAUACACGGAGCAAUUGGCCCAGAUUGGUUACCAAGUUAUACCAGAGGAACAAGCUGAAGCAGUAGAGAUCACCGAUGACCAACCAGAUGCCGAACCGGCUCCCAGCUAUUCAGCAGAAAACUCCGACUCUGGUAUCAGUUCUCCGAACAGUGAAGUCAUGAUCAAAGGGUCUACAGAAAAUAAACAUGAAAAAACACAAACUGUUAAUGGCAGCAGUGGACAACCGGUGACAAAAAAAAGUAGAAAUAAGAAGAGCAAACAGCGAGAAAAAACUACUACAGAAUCAAUCAUUAAGACGAAGAGUAAAGACUUACCGAAAAAUCAACACGAAGGAAGUAAGAAAUCGUCAAAAAUCGCCAAAGAACCAGCCAUAAUAAAAAAAUUAAACGCCAAAAAGAACAAAUCUAGGCUAGAACACGAAAAAUUAGAAACUACAAAAUCAUUCAAAGAAGAUCAUUCGAAACCAGAAAUAGAAAACAUUUCAGAAGAAAUUAUUCAGUUGUCGAUCAGUCCGGAGGCAGAGUGGAUCCAAGAAGAAGAAUUCUGUUCGUUGGAAUGCACUCCCAGGUCAACAACGGACAAUAUUCAAUUUAAAUUUACCAAGACACAAUCCCUUGACUCAUGCGAGUCCGUGGAAGAAGAAACGUUUGCAACGGCGGUGAACACCGGAAAUUCUGAUACAGAAAACGAAAUUAGACAGGACGAAGUGGGAAAACUUGAAAUAACAUCACCGAUCAAUGCAGCAGUGCCGGGACCGAUUACAGAAGCCGUGACAAAAUGGUUAAAUGAUCAGGGAGGAUUAAUGUUAUCCCCGUGUUUAGACGAUUCGGGUACUGAUGAAGGCGAACUCAGCGAAUAUGACGAUUUCGAAGAACACUUAAGUACGACUAGUCCAAAAAACGUGCAAGGCAACCCUUACCCUGCGCUGUCUCGUAGUGACGGGUCAAGGGUUGCUGGUUCUUCAUCUCACGAUCAACGACAAAGUGGAUUAAUAUCCAGUGGCAUAUGUUGUUUAACUCAAUAAUUAUUUAGACAAGGUCAUUAUAUUUAAAACAAUAUACAUACACAUUGUAAUUAUUUACGAUAAAAGCUGUACAAAAUAAGAGUAAUACGAUAAGGACACUAUAUACAGGGCAUGAGUAAUUCGCGUACAAUGUCUGACCUUUUGAAAAUUAGGCCCUCUGUACAGUUCUUCAUGCAUACAUUAAAAAUUAACAAAUUAAUCACUUCUUUGAAUAGUCUUUUUAAAUAUAUCUCAUUCUAAGUUAAGUUUUCAAUGCUAUAAGAAAAGAAAAAUUUGCAUUUAAAUUCUUUUUAAAUGAUUAUAUUUAGGUCAUUUCAUUAUUCAUAUAAUGCAAAUUUUUCUUUCAUUUUUAUAAACCAUGGAAAUUUGGUGUAAUUAUGAGACUGCUUUUUGGAUCUCCUCUUCAGGAGUAAUUUGUUAAUAAGUUCAUUAUAAAAUUUGUUAAUUGUUAUCAUUAAAAUAAAAUAUUUUUGUCGUUAACAAUCAAGUUUAAAAAUGGCAUAAAAAUUAAAUAUAUAUAGUAGUCGUUAAAUAAAUAUUGUUAUCUUUGAUUUGCGUGUUUAAAUGGAUAUGAAUGGGUUUAGUAUCUCUGAUCUAAAUAUAAAGUAAUGAAUUGUUUUACUGAUAUUAAGCAUUAUUAUAAUGGAACACUGUUAUUUUUAUAAUUUUUAUUAUACAUAGGCUAUUAUAUAUUAUCUGUAAAUUGCAGAGAUCAAACAAAUUUUACUUAAAAAUAUAAUAAAUUUGGAUUUACUAUUACUCCCUGCUUAAGUAAUACAACCUCGGUUUUUCAAGUUGACUGUUUGAUUUUAAUAUUGGAUUUGCUACUCAAAACAUUUUACGUUAUUUGAAUAUAAAUGUAUAAAUAUUUUGAAAGACGAGGUUGUAUCGUCCCAUUAAAGUCAUUAAUAUGUAUUAUAAAAAGAAAAAAUUACUUAAUUGUAUUUGGAUUUACUAGAUAUCAGCAAUCUCAGUACCUAACGCUCAACUACUAUUUACUUUAUUUCAAAACUUCAUAAAUAUUUACACGAAAUAACCUGUUGAUUAUUUCAUUUAAAUUCCAAAAUGGUCAGAUUAACCAUCAAAAAUAGAUUUAUCUAAUAGAUACUAUAAUUUAGAAUACUUAGUGUGUAAUUUAUCGUAAGUAGUACGUAAGAUAACAAAUAGUAAUAUUAUAGUAGCCGAUAAUAACGGCACUGUCUGAAUUUGGUGCUUAUACUUAAAAACAUGAUACUACAAUAUUUUAGUUUAACUUUAAUAAUAUUUAGCUAAUAUAAUAUUAUAAAAUUGAUUAAAAAUAAAAAUAAUACAUUAUUAGUUUAAAUUKUUUGGGUGAUAUUUAAAUUUGCAUAGUAUGAGGCUGCCUGGAUUUUACUGUUGUGUUAUUAUAUASAAAUUUAAUUUGUUAUGAAACAUUUGAUAAUUGGUUUAGGGUGUUCCACAUGUAUGGUGUUUUAUAAAACAUUAUUUUUUCAAAAACAAUAUUAUCAGUGAUAUUUUUUUAUGAAAUGCAAAAGUUUAAUUUUUAAAAGGUUCAUAAUAUUAAUAAUAUAAUGUCCUAUAUCCAUAAUUCUGUUCUUAAAUAAAUGGGUAUAAUUUGUACCUACAUUAAAAUAUUUUAAUUUUAUUUGAAAAAUGUUACGUUUGAUGUUUUUUACACACACGCUUCCAGAUUUUUCAGACUAUACCUCACCGUAUAAAUAAAUUUAGUGAUUAAGAUUUUAGUUCACUGUUGUUACAAAAGUUAUUUAAAAAUAAAAUUGGUUGUACUUUAUGCGUCUGUAAACAAAAAUUCUUAGCAUACCUACAUAAUUGAUGUAAGACAGGAUAAAAUUAACAAUAAAAAUAUUAUAAUAAUACGGACAUUUUUAUUCUG
Diuraphis noxia (Russian wheat aphid) is the source of this 4721-nucleotide messenger RNA. RefSeq lists its product as uncharacterized. The record is from RefSeq and is a predicted model, not a curated record. Lineage: Eukaryota; Metazoa; Arthropoda; Insecta; Hemiptera; Aphididae.